Venturia canescens is the source of this 2221-nucleotide messenger RNA. RefSeq names its product diuretic hormone class 2 (gene Dh31). Gene Ontology annotation, molecular function: G protein-coupled receptor binding; diuretic hormone activity. The transcript has 4 exons. The record is from RefSeq and is a predicted model, not a curated record. Bases 16 to 552 code for a protein of 178 amino acids. Lineage: Eukaryota; Metazoa; Arthropoda; Insecta; Hymenoptera; Ichneumonidae. Gene Ontology annotation, biological process: body fluid secretion.
GAAUCGCACGAUUGGAUGAGGGUGGGCGUUGUGCGCGAGGGGCAGGGGCAGGGGGAGAGAGUCCUACCUCACGCUUCGGAGGAUCGUCAAGUCGCGGGCUUGUAUAAAAGCAUCGUCAAGUCCGAGUCGCUCUCAGAACUACCCUCGUCUUUUGCCCAGAUAACAACAGGACAAAUCGUGCCCUGCUACUCGUUUGGAUCGCUGCUCGAUCUGCGAAAAAGCGUGUCGUUAAAAAUGCAGAGAGGAAUAAUCGCGUGGCUGACAUUGGCGACUGUGGCCAUUGUCACUGUCAUGGUGGCCGUCGAGGCUGUACCGUACGAGCGUCCGUUGUACUGGGACCAACUGGAGGACGAGGAUCCGGCAGCAUUGAUGGACUGGUUCAUAAAAAUCGGUUUGAUACGUGGACGUGACCCAGAAAAUAUCAAGCGAGGUCUGGAUUUGGGGCUGAGCAGAGGCUUCAGCGGUUCCCAAGCAGCGAAACAUUUGAUGGGAUUGGCAGCAGCCAACUAUGCCGGUGGCCCAGGAAGGAGGCGUCGCUCCGAACAGGCGUAAAAACCGAACAUCUCCUGACGACAAGAAGUUGAAACAGAAGGAAGAGAACAACCAAAUAAAAGAUAAAAAGAUAAAACGAUAAAAACAAAAAUUAAUAUAGUCGCUAAAACUGUCUUAUCCUAAAUUAGGCGGAAAAUCGCUCAAUUCUUUUCCAUUAUCUUCCCACGUAGAACACUCGAAAUGAAGAGAAUUAUAAAAAUAAUAAUUAGCACUCGUAUUUCGAUGGCGGAGCUCAUUUCGAAUUAGAAGCACUCCGACAUUUCCAUUUUGCACACGCAUACACACAUCUCGAGACUCGAUUCUCCUCUGCGGACAAAUAUGCCCAAGUGAAUUAUGUAUUUUUUUAUAGUCUGCAACGUUUCAACGCUAUUCUUUCUUUGUUUAUCUUCACUUCAAUUUUUCAUCGUCUAUACGUUAUUCGGCCAAAUUUUCGCCAUCGCGUUUACAUUUUAAUUUAUUAAUUUUGAGCACCUUUUUUCUUUGUGUUUCCGUCUCAAUAAUUUUGGCAAUUUACCAACCUUCGAACGAGGAAAAAUUAUUUUUAACGAGCUUAUCUUAUUUUCGAGAGUGUUUUCGAUUUUUCAAUAUUUUUUAUCUCUAAUUUCGUGUUCAUCGGAUUACUCCACGAUACGAAAAGUCAAGGAAUUUUAUUUCUCACUCUCGCAGCCAAAUUUGUCCGAUUUGUCGACCAUUUCCACUUCGAUGGUCUCCGAUAAUUCUCCAAUCUUAAUGUCUCUGUCUAUAAUUAGGCGUAUAGAUUGUGCGUGAAGUACCGAUUAUUUUAGGCCGCUCGACGAACGAACGUCGAGGAGAAAAGUUCGAGAAAAAGUGAUUUUUACGUUUAAAGAUUUAAAAAAUAUGAGCGAGAGAAGUGGCAGAAUUUCUGUAUUCCAAAAUUCCUCAAAUUAUUCUACUCCCUCCUCUCUCUCUCUCUCUCCCCGCGUCUCCGCGAUUGCUAAUAAAAUUCACCAUUUUUCAUACGAAUUCCCCGUCUCGAUACCGCGGAAGGUGCUUAACUCGUGCAAACUGAAAUUCUCUCCCGGGAGAUAACAAUUUUUUAAUGAGUUGCUUCGCCAAACAUGAGGGAACAAAAAACACGUGUGUGACGUAAAGAAUUUAGAUAAUUUUUCGGGAGACUCAAGACUCGUCCACUUUCUCGUACGUAAUAGAAAAUACUGCGAAUACUAGUCGAACAGUAAUUCAACUAUUUUUCGAGACAGCAGAAAGAGAGAGAGAGAGAGAGAAAAAUGUUAUUCAUUGAAAAACUAAAAUACACCGUAAAGAAAUUAAAUGUUAUUGAUAUAUUCCUGCUGAGAGUAACAAGAAUCUUUAGUCGUAUGGAAACAUCCAAAGUUCCAAAAAAAGCUCGAACGUUCGAAAGAUAUUUGCCAGUGCAGCAAUUUUAAACGAGACGUAAUUGUACGAUCGAGUUGAUGUGGUUCAUUGCUGUAUUCAAUCAUUAAAUAAAUACUCAAUGUGUAUUAGAUGAUAAAAUAAAUAUACAUAAAUAUAUAUGAAAAAAAAAUUGUAAAGACUUGACAAAAAGAAACAUGGAUCGAGAAAAUAUGGAGGAAAGGUGAGAAAAACCGUGCGCUCUGUGUACCGUACAAUGUACAACGUCUUCUGUCAUAUUCUAUUAUCCGUAAUAAAUGUUACUUUAACCCAUCGA